AAUAAGGCUGUAACAUAACAAAAAGUGGAACAAGUGAAGCACUGUGAAUACUUUCCAGAUGCAAAGAUUGUUGUCGAAUUGAAAAGAUCUGAAACCGCGUCUCAAAGCUGUCACGUGAUAUGGUUCUGUCAGCGAGGCUCCUCCCCUACAUGAAGCAUGCCUUGUUACGCGUUUCGCGGAAAUGCCCCCUCCAUUACGCGACACACGCCUAUUGCAACGGCACAUCUCGUCACAUCCGCCAUGCGCGCAGCCGGGUAGCCCACUUUAGCGAGGAGGGGUAUCCGAUGACAACCUCAGCGUUGUUUCCAGGGGAGACUGAGGAGAGCCGCCAUAGGCGUCGAGACACGACACCGAGCAACGAUGGUCGCCAGGGGGCUCUGGACGUCAUUGAGUCUUGGAUCACGUCCAUGGGUAUGAACACAAUGCUGGAGCCGCACGCCGGCAUCUCACCCCUGCAGAGCGCCCCUCCCACGAGAGCAGAGGAGUUCCUGCUCAUGCCCAGUCCUCUGGUGUGCCAGCGCGCCAAGCCUUACCUCAUCACCAUGGUAACCUCCGCCCCUGCUAACCAGAGGGCACGCCAAGCCAUUAGGGACACAUGGGGCGGGGAGACCAAUGUGAGGGGCCUGAGAGUCAUGACCCUCUUCACGCUGGGUGUAACAUCUGACCCGGGACUGGCCAAGCUGCUAAUAGAGGAGGCCAGGGAGCGAGGAGACCUGGUUCAGGGGCGUUUCCUGGACACCUACUCCAAUCUGACCCUGAAGACCGUAUCCAUGCUGAGCUGGGUCCGCCGCUUUUGCGCCCAAGCGCAUUUUCUGGCCAAAGUGGACGACGACGUCCUGUUCAAUCCCAGCGCGCUGCUGCGCCUCCUGAACAAAAGCCACAGCCCCUACGAACAAGUGGACUUGUACCUCGGUAGGGUGCAUCUCCACGUGGCUCCAGACCGCAACCCGGACAGCAAGCAUUACCUCUCUAAAGGGGCAUACCCACACUCGGUUUUUCCAGACUAUUGCAGCGGGACGGCCUAUGUCCUCUCCCGCUCUGCGUUGCUCAAAAUAUCAUUGGCUGCCACCGCGUCACCUCUAUCGACACCUCUUCCCCCUGAAGAUGUGUUUGUGGGUCUGUGUGCCCGUGCAGCAGGGAUACUGCCCACGCACUGCCCACUGUUCUCUGGUGGUCCCAGUGUGCCCUAUGGACGUUGCUGUUAUCAGGCUAUGGUGUCUGUGCACCACGUCCCACCCAGAGAUAUGCUGCACUUCUGGGCUGACAGCCACUCUUCACCGCCCUGCCCUUGGCUGAGCAUGCGAGCGUCACUGUGCCUGUGCAAAGUCAGGGCCCUGCUGGGCUCGGCUCUCGGUCUGGCGUGAGUAAGACUCACUACCAGAGUACUAACAGCACACACUAUUCAGAAGGUGAAAAGGAUGUCUAUUUUUUUUUAAGAAAAAAACUUUUAGGCACACACGCCACUUUGUAGAAAAGGGACCCACUACUGGAAGCUUGGGAAUGUAAUUCCAGCAUCCUUCACCAUUGCACUGGCACACAAUAUUUCUGCAUGUUUUAAUCCAAGCAGCCAUUGAAAUGUGAAUACUUAUGACUGGACAGCAAUGAUUACCUUGUAGUACCUUGACAUUCUAACUAGUGCAGGGGUCAUCGACCUGUAAAUCUUUGGGACUUUACUGGUAGAUCCUGAAAAUAUUAGGGAAAAUAAAUGCAUUAUGACAUCAGUGCCCUCCCCUCCAGAAGAGUGACCAACAGACCUACCAGCAGGUACGCAUUUUAACCCCGGAACACGCCAGCACGCCUUGCCAACCCUGAGCACAUACUUGUUGACCUAUUGUGGAUACAAAAUGUAGCACUGACAUGUGAAGAGGCACAUGAUACAUUUAAUUUUAAAAAAGGGCCUGUUUUUAUUGUCAGAAUGUCAUACAAUAUUUUUUUUUUUAUGUUUUACUUGAAUGCAUGUAAUUUAUUUACUCAAAACGUGGAAAUAGUUUUAUCUAUAGUCCCAUCUGGGUGUAUUUUAAAGUACAGUCUUUGCACUGACAGAUGCAGUGACCUGAUCACUGACUAUGACCAUUCGCAGUUAAGGUAAUCAAAAGAAAUUGGUUGAUUUAUCUGCGAAUAUACAUGAUUAAUGCAAUCAUUUCUUGUGCGUAAUCACAAGUUGAAAUGUUAAUUUUGACAAGUCCUAAUACAUGCAUACAUAUGUUUGGUGACCACUGAACUAGAGGGAACAUUUGUGCAACUUUCGACAAAUGACAUGUACAAAUAAUAACUGGUAGGAAAACGCUAUUGACAUGUCACAUAAUAGUUAUACCAGACCAGAAAAAAUCAAAAGCACACAAUAUUAAGAUAUUUGGCUUUGUAUGCUGCGCAAUAUAAUUAUUACUACAGUAUUUACACCCCUGUAGGCUGCAUGCCUUCACAUUUGUAACACAUGUACUAUAAUAGUAGACUUUUAAAGCACUUGUAGUCAAUUAGUUUUUCAAUAACAAUGUUUCUUGGACGAGCAACAUGUGUAUAUACAGUACAUGUAACUACUGUGAUUAAAUGUUUUGAGUGCAAGUUGUAUUGAUUACAUGCAAGUAUUGUACUUUUCAUCAAAUGCCAAGUUCAAAGCAAAUCUGUCACUUCAGAAGCAGUAAUAUACCCUUAAAAGGUAUGCAUAAACACUUAACCCUAUUGUGUUCAUAAUGUGUUUUAUUGCAAGAAUAAACUGAAGCCAGCAUUGUGUUGACGCAGGAUUAACAAAUGUAAUUUAACCUCAGCUGCUUUGCUACAUAACAAAUAGAGCAGUGUUUAGACUCAGGAAACGUAUGGAAUGCCGUCAGUCAAUAAAGUUUUAUCUUUUCUUGUU
Molecule: messenger RNA, 2854 nt
Organism: Nerophis lumbriciformis (worm pipefish)
Lineage: Eukaryota; Metazoa; Chordata; Actinopteri; Syngnathiformes; Syngnathidae
Gene: b3galt4
Product: UDP-Gal:betaGlcNAc beta 1,3-galactosyltransferase, polypeptide 4
Biological process (GO): protein O-linked glycosylation
Cellular component (GO): Golgi membrane
Molecular function (GO): hexosyltransferase activity
Source: RefSeq, a predicted model, not a curated record